This is a messenger RNA of Talaromyces stipitatus ATCC 10500, 1947 nucleotides long. RefSeq lists its product as uncharacterized. The transcript has 2 exons. NCBI's taxonomy places the organism in Eukaryota, Fungi, Ascomycota, Eurotiomycetes, Eurotiales, Trichocomaceae. The record is from RefSeq and is a predicted model, not a curated record. Bases 1 to 1947 code for a protein of 648 amino acids.
AUGGAAAACCCAGAGAGGCCUCCACGGGCCGCUGGGGAUCCAGAAAUCAUGGGACCUGGAUCUGGGGUCGAUUUCUCGACACCCACCCAGGAACCGCAACAGCUGCCUUUAAAUGCCCCUGCACUGUUUGCAGGACUUCAAGACAGCCAGAAUCAGUCCAAAGAACCUACUUUGGAUAAUAGAGAUACUCUACAAGAGCCACGACAGACUGGAGAAACGCAACAGACUCCAAGAACGACCCUCGAGAAAAGGAAGGCUUCUAGGCUGACCAUAGGAUCUCGGACCCCAAUAACUAGAUCUGGAUUGAACGCAGCUCCAAAAAGACAGAUUACACUUGCCACAAUACGUGCAACAAGUGCUCCCAUAGAGAACAGCCUCGUGAUGAGCCUGAUUGAGGAUCUCAACAGCCAAACGCAAGAGGCUGUCCAACAGCUCUCCGUCGAGCUUACAACCGCAAGAAACGUGAUCAGCAUGCAACAGGGUCUUAUUACCACCCUCAACGCUAGGCUAGAGAGCCUAGAGACUUACGUGAACGCGCUACAAAGCCGUCAAAUCCUACCACUCGACCCCUGUGACACAACGCGUGAGGUUGCGGCGCACGGGCCACCGCCAAGAGCCGCUUCCACGGGAGGUUUAGCGUCCACCCCAAUACAGCUAGAUGCCGCGCCUGAGAGCCGCGCGAUAAACUCAACCGCACCUCAGCCGCAGCCGCGAUAUCAGAAUCCAACAAAGGCUACGAAACAAGCCGUACAGCCACCUGAGGGCCCCAAAAAAGUAGUUGGAACCGCCGCGCAGACCACCAAACAGCCUGAAACUACCGCUAAGCCACUGACCAAGCCCGCACCUACGAAAUGGGCCGCUAUUGCCGCGAAUAAUACCCAAUCUGGAGGAUGGAAAACCGUCCAGUAUAAGAAACAGGCCUCAGCACCCUCUAAGGCUCUAUCGAUAACUGACUGGAAGCCUGUGAGUACCCGGAGCAAGGAGGAAAGACGCCUCAUCUUCAGACGACGAUAUCCUAAAGAUGCUCCGACCGCAUUGAAAGCUGAUGUUCUCUUGGCCCUUAACCGUGCCCUUGCAAAGGCAGGUUUUCCUGACUUUGUAAGAGCAGUCGAUUCUGGAUACGCGGCCUCAGGGGCCUUAACAGUGCUCCUAGAGCGAGGCACUCGCAGCAGCACCCUCGUGCCCGUCUACAACGAUACUCUACUAGCCGCUGUAAGGCAAACAGAUCCAGCAGUUAUUUCCGUGGAGAUUAGCGAACAGUGGCACCGUGUUAAGGUACAGGCAGUGCCUGUGGACCGCUACAUGUAUAAUGACCAAGGCCUAGCACUAGCCCAAGAAGAAAUUGAGCUGGGAACACCAUAUAGGCUUAAACGAGAGCCAACGUGGCUCAAAAGAGCCAAGACUAUACAGGCUAGCAACCAGAGAUUUGCCACAAUUGUGAUCACAGUAGGUUCUUUGGAGGAAGCUCGAACACUGAUCAAUAAAGGCAUCAAGUUUGGAGGCCGACACCAUCGAGUAGCACCUUAUUGGGAGUCAAAUCCUGAGAGUAUCUGCCCUCGAUGCUGCGGAAUUGGCCACUCUGGCUUCAUGGCUUGUGGUGGCAGGUCUCCUAAAUGCGCGAUCUGCGCAGGUGCACACGAGGCUACAUCUCCUAAGUGCCCUAAAGCUAGGGAGGCUCGUCAAAGGGCCAUCCAGAGAAUAAGGGAACAAUCCUUACAAGACCUCAUCCCAUUAGAUGAGACAUUCGCGGUAGUGCCUCCAAAACCAGUACUGACCACAGAGGAGAGACCUGGACAGUCUCUAGAGGAGGAGACGUCAACUCCAGAAGAAGAUGAAUUGCUGCCUGAGAUGCAAUUAGAGGCUGAUAUUCACGAGGGAAAUAGCCAACAACCACUAGAGCCAGAGCUCAAGUCAGCUACUGAAGCGCCUCAAAGUGAGAAUCUAUGA